CUGGAGAGUAAUGUUACAGAGCGGAGAGAGUGAGGAGGCUGCGUCUGGCUCCCGCUCUCACAGCCAUUGCAGUACAUUGAGCUCCAUAGAGACAGCGCCGGGGCAAGUGCGAGCCGGCCGGGCACUGGGUGACUGUGUGCUCGCUGAGGGAAAGUAAUUAAACAUGGGCAAAGGCGAUCCUAAGAAGCCGAGAGGCAAAAUGUCAUCGUAUGCUUUCUUUGUGCAAACCUGCCGGGAGGAACACAAGAAGAAGCACCCAGAUGCUUCAGUCAACUUCUCAGAGUUUUCUAAGAAGUGCUCAGAGAGGUGGAAGACCAUGUCUGCUAAGGAGAAAGGGAAAUUUGAAGACAUGGCAAAGGCGGACAAGGCUCGUUAUGAGAGAGAAAUGAAAACUUAUAUUCCUCCUAAAGGGGAAACAAAAAAGAAAUUCAAGGAUCCCAAUGCACCCAAGAGGCCUCCUUCGGCCUUUUUCUUGUUUUGUUCUGAGUAUCGCCCAAAAAUCAAAGGAGAGCAUCCUGGCCUAUCCAUUGGUGACGUUGCAAAGAAGCUGGGAGAGAUGUGGAAUAACACUGCUGCGGAUGACAAGCAGCCUUAUGAAAAGAAGGCUGCUAAGCUGAAGGAGAAAUAUGAAAAGGAUAUUGCUGCCUACCGAGCUAAAGGAAAGCCUGAUGCUGCCAAAAAGGGAGUUGUCAAGGCUGAAAAAAGCAAGAAAAAGAAGGAAGAGGAAGAAGACGAGGAGGAUGAUGAGGAGGAAGAGGAGGAGGAAGAUGAAGAAGAAGAUGAUGAAGAAGAAGAUGAUGAUGAUGAAUAAGUUGAUUCUAGCGCAGUUUUUUUUCUUGUCUAUAAAGCAUUUAACCCCCCUGUACACAACUCACUCCUUUUAAAGAAAAAAAUUGAAAUGUAAGGCUGUGUAAGAUUUGUUUUUAAACUGUACAGUGUCUUUUUUUGUAUAGUUAACACACUACCGAAUGUGUCUUUAGAUAGCCCUGUCCUGGUGGUAUUUUCAAUAGCCACUAACCUUGCCUGGUACAGUAUGGGGGUUGUAAAUUGGCAUGGAAAUUUAAAGCAGGUUCUUGUUGGUGCACAGCACAAAUUAGUUAUAUAUGGGGAUGGUAGUUUUUUCAUCUUCAGUUGUCUCUGAUGCAGCUUAUACAAAAUAAUUGUUGUUCUGUUAACUGAAUACCACUCUGUAAUUGCAAAAAAAAGUUGCAGCUGUUUUGUUGACAUUCUGAAUGCUUCUAAGUAAAUACAAUUUUUUUUAUUAGUA
Eptesicus fuscus (big brown bat) is the source of this 1267-nucleotide messenger RNA. It is a transcript of the gene HMGB1, whose product is annotated as high mobility group box 1. The record is from RefSeq and is a predicted model, not a curated record. The transcript is spliced from 5 exons. The coding region runs from base 164 to 811 and encodes 215 amino acids. Gene Ontology annotation, cellular component: nucleus. Gene Ontology annotation, molecular function: DNA binding, bending. Lineage: Eukaryota; Metazoa; Chordata; Mammalia; Chiroptera; Vespertilionidae. Gene Ontology annotation, biological process: regulation of transcription by RNA polymerase II.